CAUCCAGGUUACCCCCUCGCUCUAUUUUAUCGGCAUUACCUUUUCUACAAGGACAGCUACCUCAUCCACCUCUUCCACACCUUUACGGGCCUCUCAAUUGCUUAUUUUAACUUUGGAAACCAGCUCUGCCACUCUCUGCUCUGCGUUGUGCUGCAGUUCCUCAUCCUCCGGCUCCUGGGCCGCACAGUCACUGCCGUCCUCGUGACCUUUGGCCUCCAGAUGGCCUACCUUCUCGCUGGCUACUACUACACAGCCACUGGCAACUAUGAUAUCAAGUGGACAAUGCCACAUUGUGUCCUGACGCUGAAGCUGAUUGGUUUGGCCAUGGACUACUUUGACGGAGGGAAAGAUCCGAGUUCCUUGACCUCUGAGCAGCAGAAGUAUGCCAUACGGGGUGUCCCUUCCCUGCUGGAAGUAGCUGGUUUCUCCUACUUCUAUGGGGCCUUCCUGGUGGGACCCCAGUUCUCAAUGAACCACUACAUGAUGCUGGUGCGGGGACAGCUGACUGACGCACCAGGAAGGAUACCCAACAGCGCCGCCCCUGCCGUCAAGCGCCUGAGCCUGGGCCUCGUCUACCUGGUGGGCUACACGCUGCUCAGCCCGCACAUCACGGAAGACUACCUCCUCACCGAGGACUACGAAAACCGCCCUUUCUGGUUCCGCUGCAUGUACAUGCUGAUCUGGGGCAAGUUUGUGCUGUACAAGUACGUCACCUGUUGGCUGGUCACAGAAGGCGUGUGCAUCCUCACGGGGCUGGGCUUCAACGACUUCACAGAAGCGGGCAAGGCCAAGUGGGACGCCUGCGCCAACAUGAAGGUGUGGCUCUUCGAGACCACCCCCCGCUUCACUGGCACCAUCGCCUCGUUCAACAUCAACACUAACGCCUGGGUGGCCCGUUACUUCUUCAAACGACUCAAGUUCCUUGGAAACAAAGAGCUCUCCCAGGGCCUCUCGCUGCUGUUCCUGGCCCUCUGGCAUGGCCUGCACUCGGGAUACCUGGUCUGCUUCCAGAUGGAAUUCCUCAUCGUCGUGGUGGAGAGACAGGCCGCCAGGCUGAUUCGGGAGAGCCCCACCCUGAGCAACCUGGCCUCCGUGACUGUCCUGCAGCCCGUCUACUACUUGGUGCAACAGACCAUCCACUGGCUCUUCAUGGGUUACUCGAUGACUGCCUUCUGCCUCUUCACGUGGGACAAGUGGCUGCAGGUGUACAGGUCCAUCUAUUUUCUUGGCCACGUCUUCUUCUUGAGUCUACUACUCAUAUUGCCUUACGUUCACAAAGCAAUGGUGCCAAGGAAAGAGAAGCUAAAGAAGAUGGAAUAAUCUGUCUCCUGGGCGGCCUGCAGCAGGACUGGCGCCGAAACAUGUCUCCCUCUCACAGCGCUCCCUCGCCCCUGAGCAGAGAACAGAAAGCCAG
Molecule: messenger RNA, 1414 nt
Organism: Carlito syrichta (Philippine tarsier)
Lineage: Eukaryota; Metazoa; Chordata; Mammalia; Primates; Tarsiidae
Gene: LPCAT3
Product: lysophosphatidylcholine acyltransferase 3
Exons: 12
Biological process (GO): phosphatidylcholine biosynthetic process; lipid modification
Cellular component (GO): membrane
Molecular function (GO): lysophospholipid acyltransferase activity; 1-acylglycerophosphocholine O-acyltransferase activity
Source: RefSeq, a predicted model, not a curated record